CAAAGAGGUCAAGUUCUUGACAAAGUAAAUCCUGACUUCUCUGUAUACUCAAACACACAGAUAGAUCAUACAGAAAAUCACGGAAUCAUUAUCUCUUUUAACAAAACUAGAUACGUUUUGCGAAAAAAAAACAACUGUUCGGACAUAUGGUGUUCAACGGCGGGAGUGUUAUGUCUGUAGCUCUUUUGUCUGCUGAUAUUUGGCAGCGAGUACGUCGGAUCCCACCGUCGGAUCGCAUCAGCAGCCGAGAAAUGCUCGACCUUGUCUGCUUCUUCCCGCUCCAGGAACUUGGUCGAUUCGCUGUAUGGUUCUUGACUGUUCUCUGUCUUCCUCCGCCAGGUUUGCUUUAUCCUGAAGUCGACGAAGAAGAGGAAGAGGAUCGUCAUGAUCACGCUUUCGCUUAUAGCUCAUCUUCAGCUCCUAUCGCUAGAUAUCAGAAUCACUUCCAUCUUCAUUUUGAGUGAUCAAAACUCGAUCAUGUUCUCUUCUUUGUAAAUUCUAUUCUUCUUUUUUUUUCAGUCGCUCUGUUUUCAUGUUGUAGUUAUUGUAUUUGGCGAGACUUCAAUCUUGUUUCUUGAUCUUGAUUAAAGAUUCAGAAUCCUGAUAAGAGUUUGGAUCCCUGGAGAAUAUUUACAGAUUUGGGGUCA
Molecule: messenger RNA, 647 nt
Organism: Eruca vesicaria subsp. sativa (arugula)
Lineage: Eukaryota; Viridiplantae; Streptophyta; Magnoliopsida; Brassicales; Brassicaceae
Source: the annotation of a GenBank genome assembly